Messenger RNA from Mus caroli (Ryukyu mouse), 5217 nucleotides. RefSeq lists its product as uncharacterized. Gene Ontology annotation, molecular function: protein binding. The record is from RefSeq and is a predicted model, not a curated record. Lineage: Eukaryota; Metazoa; Chordata; Mammalia; Rodentia; Muridae.
AAGAGGUGGAGGGAUGUUAAACCUUGGGGCUCUUCUGUGGGCGCAUCCUGGCGAGAUUCUGAGACUUGGUUGGCUCUCUUUUGGGACUGGCUGGCGGUGGCUAAGACUGGGACUUGAAAGAACUGGUUUGCUGUGAGCACCGAGGUUGUUACUAGGAGGGAGGAAGGCAUUAUAAACACUUGAGUUUUGGAGGGGUAGAGAUAGGGUGAAGGGCCACAGUCUGAGCCAUGAAGAAGAUCUUCAAGGGUCACUCGCCUUGGGGCUUUCUGAGCUUUAGGCAUGCUGAGAACCAAGAACCUCCCAGGUACCUCACUGGGUACAUGCCUGUGAAAAGGAUCCACAAAGCUGCAAGCGUGGGGGACAUACCCCAAGUGCAGAAGAUGCUCGAAUUUGGGGAUAUUGACGUGAACGUUACAGACCGGAAGAAAAGGACUGCUCUGCACUAUGCCUGUGCUCAUGGCCAGUCAGAAAUGGUGAGCCUCUUGCUGUGGUAUGACUGCAACAUCGAAGCCCGAGACCGAGAGGAAAGUACAGCUCUGAUCAAGGCCACACAGCGCCAGCACGAGAUCUGUGUGAAGAUCCUUCUAGAAAACGGUGCUGACUCCAACGCCGUCGAUAUCCAUCAGAACACCUCCCUCCACUACACGGUCUACAACAAGGACACCAGCAUAGCCGCCAAGCUUCUGGCAUUCAAUGCAGACACCGAAAUUAAGACAAAGAAUGGCUACACACCGCUUAUACUUGCGGUGCUAGAAAACAAACAGGAGAUGGUGGAACUCUUACUGCAGGCUGCAGCCAACAUAAACGCCCUGGAUAACUGCAAGAGGUCCGCCCUUAUACAUGCUGUGAGAACUCAGUCUAAAAACAUGAUCAGCCUUCUUCUCCAGCAAGGCGCCAAUGCAUCUUUGGUGGACAUCUAUGGAGCUACUGCACAAAGUUACGCUGUCUUUGAAACCUUUCAAGUGCUUUCCCAAGGCCCUGGUCCCAGACCUGAGCUAACAACAAAAGAGGCCAGACACAAUUUUGAUACCAAGGAUGACCUUGUACCAUGUUCACCCCCCUUCAAGGAAGACAACAAAAGGAUGGAGGAAAACAGAGAUGCAGUUGACAAGCUGGGGAGCCAAACUGCUUCAAAACACAAAGGAAAGGAACUUGAAAUGUGUGCAGAUGGCAAUUCAGAAGUAGAUGCAUGUCCUGAAUGCUACUCUAAAACAAGCUUUGCCCACAGACCUAAUAACUCUGAGCCCAUAGAAGUAGAAGACGAACCUAGCUUGAAUACCAAGCCUCCUGUGGUCCAGUCUCCCAUGCUCACGGAGUCCAACCUCUGGGCUGGCUAUCCAGCAGAUUGGCCUGAACCCAUUAAGUUCUCCAGGCAGCCAGCAGUCUACAACCCAACUGAAUGGAGGGAAGACAUGGAAUCCCGAUCAGUUCCUCUAGAGAGCAAACAGCAGGCUGCAGUCUUGCCGGGAAAGGAGGCAAGCGUACAGACACAGCAGCAGCAGGCCAGGGCUUUCAAGGCGCCUGGUGCCAAGGAUCCUGACCUUCCAUCAAGAGAGAAUGCUAAGGAUGAAUUGGUGUCACUUUUAGCCCCUCUAGAGGAAAAAAAGCCACAAAUGAAAGAAUUUCCAGUAACUGAAGCUGCCAAGUUCCAGACAGAUGUCAAGCUGGAGAGAGAAGGUGUUUUAGAAUUUGAAGAAAAAGGACUUGAAAUUUGCCAAGACAGCAAUCUAGAAGCAGCUGAAAGUACUGAGUCCUAUUCAAUACUAAGGUUCGCCAAACCUGACGUUGGUGACCCAGAGCCCACAGCAAGAAAGGAUGAAUUUAAGUCUGAAACAAAGGACGAGGAUAGGUUAGAGAGGCAUCCUCUGGCACCCAGAGCGUCCCAGCAUCAAGCCAAGCAGACGAGCCCUCCACCUGUACAACUUCAAGAAAGAUCUCAGGGGCCAGAGAUGGACACGGCUUCUGAUGAGGACGAUACAUCUGGACUUUCAAAAUCCGCUAAGGGCCAAAUGCUUGGGGGAAAGUUGACAUUAGGAGAAAACCCGGAGGGUAAAGAAACUGUACAAUGUGUCAUUAACAAGCCAACGCAGAAGGGUGAUGAGUUCUAUGAAGAUGUCAACGCUAAUGUUUACCUCAAGGAAGAGCGACCACCUGAUGUCUCAGGAAAAACUCACCUGACGUCGGACCCCACGACCCUGGCCUACAAUAUGUUUGAUUGUGGCGACAGAGAUGUGAGCGCUGCGCUGGUCUCUGUAGCACUACAGACCUCUCCCAGACAGGAGGAAGGUGGCCUUGGAAAUGCCUUUCCAUCUCCCUCGUCCUCUCAGGACGUGGACUACAGUGGCCAGUCACUUACUAAGUUUCCCUUAAUGAGAAAUAAAUUAGACUGUGAAAAUAACGCAUCUGAAUUGGAAGAAUCUUUUCACAAAAGAAAAGAGAAAUCUUCUAAAAACAUUGAAAGCAGAAAGGUAAAAGGUAAGUGCCCAGAAGUACGUAUGGGUGAAAAGCAAGAAGGCCAUGAGUUCAAGAGCCAGUCGCAAAAAACUAUGAAACCAAAACGCACCGACUGGCAGUUAGAUAUCAAACACAUGCUGAAGUCCAGUGAUGCCAACAGGCUUUCAAACGCCAAAGAAAGGAGUCACGUGAGCGAAGUAAAAAGUUGGGGUGAUUCUGCCCUUGUAAGCGACAUGUACAGGAAAAGUAAAGGCACACAGGACCUGUUCCUGAAGCCACUGUCCUGCAAGGGCAAUUUUGAAGCCCCAGCGCGCACCUUGGGAACCGCCAGUGACGCGCCCCCUGGUGGCCCAACAACUAGAGCUUUCGCGGAUGAAGAACUGCGAGACAGGCUGUCCGACAGUGAGUUCCGGAUAUUGGAGGAAGAGAUCCUGGCCUGGGAGAAAGUCCACCUUGAAAACGAGAGUGUCUCUGAGAAUCUGCUAAACAAGUGUGAGGGGAUUAUAUCUGAUGCCACAGAUCAACAAGGGCGAUCUCUAGAUAUGGAACAGGCAACAGAAGUGGACUCGGAGGGGACAUCACAGCUGGAACAAAAGAAUCUUGACAGCAGUGGGAAUACUCAGCCGUCGAAUCCAGACCCCUCAAAGAUGUGCCCACAAGCACAGAGCACACCUGCAGAGCCAACCAUGCUGAUCCAGCCCCUGUCUGAGGAGGAGAGCAAGCAGGCUCACCCCCCAUCUUUGCAUCUCAAAAAAAUGUCUGAAGAUCUCGAAAUAAACACGAAAUCUGACAAAGAAUGUGCGCCAGGACAUCCAGAAGUUCCUUCAGUGAAAGCGCAUGGGAGAGAGUCUCUCACUGGAGACACAACAGGGAAGAACAGAGAGCCAAAGCGCAGCAGCCCUGAGCUGCAGCACACAGCGGCGGGUGGGCUGGAAAGCAUUUGUCCUGUGGAGGAACCACUUCCGGGGGACUGUAGAAGAAGUCACUUCAAGGUUGAAGAAGGAAGCAGGAAGCAGCAGUGGAUGGAACUGGAAGUCUCAGAGCUGUCACCUGCUGACAAGAAAGAAGAACCUGCUAGGAGUGUUCCUGACUCGUGUAUAAAAGACGCACAGGACAGUGAGAAGGAAGCCUGGAGCCCCCAGGAGCCUGUGGUCACACCGGAAUUUGAGAAGUCCCCUCCAGCAGGCGCUGAUCUGCUACUGCUGAAGGAUGGUCACCUUCUCACUAAAAUGGAUCGGGUUGAAGGAAGGCUGACAAAGAGAGAAGCUAAAGAAAAGCACAAGACGAAAUCCCAAGUAUAUGAAAUGGAAGAAGCUAGCCAUGGAAGCGAGCCUCGUGCGCCAGCCUCAGGCUGGGGUUCUGACAGCCCAUUGAAGCUCUGGAACACGACUCACUCAGAUGAAAGACUGAUAGAGCUGAAGAAUAGUCACUGUGAGCUGCUUCCAAGAAAACCUGGAAAAAUGGGAACUAUGAGAGAACAGACAAAAAUUAAAAAAAUAAAAACCUGGUCACAGCAUAAAGAAGUGGCAUGGGACAAGCUCUGCGCUCUGAGGUUCCCCUUAAAACAAGAUGAGAAACAAGAGAAUGCUGAGUUUACGUUUCAACAAAAGAAGCCGCAGUUACAAAGGGAAAAGGAGCAAUGUGGUGGGAGUGUGGAGUGGACUCAGCACUCUGAAAUCAGGACAGUGAUCGCAGAACUGAAGGCCCUAGAGAAGGAUCUGAGGCAGUUGCAGGAAGCACAAGAUCAACUCACACAGACAGUACAGAGCUCUAAGAAGAUUCGAGCCAUCUUGCAAAGGCUUGAAUUUCGACUUUCCAAAUUAAAAAUUACACUGAAAGAGCAAUCAGCAAAAAUUGAACAAUUUCAGAAUCAUCUACUGCAAGGAGGUCUGCUUGGAGAUGAGACAAAGAAACUCAUCCAUCAAACACAGUCUUUAGAACAUACUUUGAAAAAACAGAUGAGUAAAGAUGAGGAAUUACUGGCAGAGCUAACGAGAUUUAAGAAACUCUUUGAGGAGACAAGAAAGAAGUUAAAUAAACAUGAAGGCGGAGAGCUUGGUGGUCCUGGAGAUUUAAAAACCAGCCAAUUUGAUAUGCAUAUUCCAAUUAAUAUGCUAAGGCAUGAGUUCCACAAUCUGAAAGAAAGUUGGGAGACUACAUAUUACAAAUACCUACACAUGGUCGUAAAACUUCAGUUUAUCGAGCAGGAGCUAAUAGGGAUCAAAACAGAACAGAAGAAGUAUGGACACCUGCUCGAGAACCAGAAGAACUUGGAAGAAGAAGUGCUCCACUUGAAAAGCUGGAUGCGGGAGAGCGAGAUCCAAGCAAGAGAUCAGAACAACAUCGAAAAUUUAAGAGACACCAACGAUACAGCAAUGAUAAGCCAGAUGGAUCUCAGAAUUAAAAACAUGGAAUCUCAGCUAGCCACGCGGGGAGCUCAGCGACAGCUCCUGGAAGAGGGAUGCUCGGACAUCAGCACCGCCAUGCAGAAGAGGGUAGUCUGGCCCAGCCCGUGAGAAUGGAGCCGGGUGAGCAAGCCAAACAGAGUCCAGGGAAAUAGCAAAGCUCGUUGGUUUGUCUCUGCUGCAGGGUGCAGACCUCACAGCUGACUCGGAGUUGGGAAAUGAAUGUGCACUUGAACUGCUGUUCGAGGAGGCCUUGGCUUCUUCCCCUUGUCAGUCUGGAUUUCUGUGGCCUUUUACCCUCUAAUGUUCCCAUGUAGCUAACCUGAUUAGUAUUAUAACGCUUUCUAAAUAUGGCCUU